GGAAGAGUCGGUUGGGGGCGGGAGGGGGCUUGAGACGGGGUGCUGGGGGGUGCAGGGGGUCACAGGGGAAGAAGGGUACAGGGGCUGGGUAAAGGAGCGGAUGAGGUGGUCAGGACGGCCUUAGAGUUCAGGGUCCUGCAGGGUGAAGGUUGAGGAUAUCAGGGCACGGGGGAGAGAGAGCAGAAAUCAGACUGGGGUGCUGGGAGACGCGAGCAGGCUGCUUGUUAGCUGGGAGAUGAGGGUGAGGGUGAUGGACCAGAAUAAUUCCUUCAGGAAAAAAGCAGACUAGAAUGCAGGAAGGGAAUCUCAGGUGGGGGUGAAUUCGGGUGGGAGUGUGUGAGAAAGAUCUUGAAGGGCCCACUGUGCUCUAGGACCCUAGAGAGAGCAGGUCCGCAGGGAUGGACGCCGAGGGCAUGGGCAAGAGGGUAGUUGCAAGAAAGAUCUGGCUCUUGUGCGGGGGCAUCUAGGCCAUCUGGACUCCCAGGCAGUCCUGGGGAGGUGUCCAGCCCUACAUGUGGCCACAUUCAUCAGGGGCCAGGCCUUGGGCCAGCGCUCUGCUGGGAAAGGACCCGGGAGUCAUGGCCUGGUGGUGUCUGGGUGGGCUUCCCCAAGGCCUUGCCGAGCCAUGGCGAGAACUCUGGAGGCUGGGCUCGGGGCCUCUGCACGGUGUGCCUCCUUCGUCCUCUCAGGCCAGGAGCAGCAGGGACAGUAGAAACCUCAGGAGAAGGGGGAGCAUAGAAGGCUGGAGGCAGCAUCUAGCGUCUUCAAGUCACAUGGAGAUGUUUCAGCCCUCAGGUGUCUCUGGCUUGAUCCCCCCCUCCCACUUCCAAGCCCGGCCCCUUUCAACCGGGCCAAGGAUGGCUCCCACCUGGGCUUCAGACAUUCCCCUCGUCCAGCCCCAGGCCCGUCAGGAUGUGUCACAGAGGCGGCUGGACACCCACAGACACCAAGUGACCCUCUGGGAGCAGGACGUGUCCGGUGACGGGCAGGAGCCGGGGCGGAGAGGCAGGUCCCUGGAACUGGCAGGGUCGCAGGCCCUGAGCCAGCAGGCCGAGCUCAUCUCUCGGCAGCUGCAGGAUCUGCGGCGGCUGGAGGAGGAGGUGCGGACGCUGCGGGAGACCUCGCUGCAGCAGAAGAUGAGGCUGGAAGCCCAGGCCAUGGAGCUGGAGGCGCUGGCUCGGGCAGAGAAGGCCGGCCGGGCUGAGGCCGAGGGCCUGCGGGCCGCCUUGGCCGGGGCUGAGGUCGUCCGGAAGAACCUGGAAGAGGGAAGCCAGCGGGAACUGGAGGAGGUUCAGAGGCUGCACCAAGAACAGCUGUCCUCCCUGACCCAGGCUCACCAGGAGGCCCUUUCCAGCUUGACCAAGAAGGCCGAGGGCUUGGAGAAGUCUCUGUGUAGUCUGGAGGCCAGGAGGGUAGGGGAGGCCAAGGAGCUGGCCGGGACGCAGCGGGAAGCCAAGCUGCUUCGGGAACAGCUGAGCAAGACCCAGAAAGAUCUGGAGGCUCACAUGACUCUGGUUGAGAAUCUACGGAAAUACGUGGGAGAGCAAGUCCCUCCCGAGACCUGCAGCCAGGCCUGGGAGCCCGAGCGGCAGGAGCUUCUGGAAACCAUGCAGGGGCGGCCGCUCUCCCUCUGCCCACAGCACUUGCAGCAGGACCGGGACGGGCUGCACUCGACCGCCGAGCUGCUGCAGGUGCGCGUGCAAAGCCUCAUGCACAUCCUCACCCUGCAGGAGGCGGAGCUCACCAGGAAGGUUCAACCGUCGGAUUCUCUGGAGCCCGAGUUUGCUAAGAAGUGCCAGUCCCUGCUGAACCGCUGGCGGGAGAAGGUGUUUGACCUCAUGGUGCAGCUCAAGGCCCAGGAGCUGGAGCACAGGGACUCUGUGACGCAGCUGAAGGGACAGGUGGCUGAACUCCAGGAACAAGUGACAGCCCAGUGCCAGGAGCAGGCCAUCCUGCAGCGCACCCUGCAGGACAGAGCCGCAGAGGUGGAGGUGGAGCGGUUGAGUGCCAAGAGCCUGCAGAUGGAGCUGAGCCGGGCUCAGGAGGCCAAGCAUCGGCGGCGGCAGCAGACAGCCUCGGCCGAGGAGCAGCUGAAGCUGGUGGUCGAUGCUAUCAGCAGCUCCCAGGUCUGCCUCCAGAGCACCAUGGCUAAGGUGGAGCAGGCGGUGGCCCGGCUGCCCAGCCUCAGUAACCGACUCAGCUAUGCCGUCCGCAAGGUCCACACUGUCCGCA
Oryctolagus cuniculus (rabbit) is the source of this 2232-nucleotide messenger RNA. The record is from RefSeq and is a predicted model, not a curated record. NCBI's taxonomy places the organism in Eukaryota, Metazoa, Chordata, Mammalia, Lagomorpha, Leporidae.